This is a messenger RNA of Mesorhabditis spiculigera, 4098 nucleotides long. The record is from the annotation of a GenBank genome assembly. Lineage: Eukaryota; Metazoa; Nematoda; Chromadorea; Rhabditida; Rhabditidae.
AUGUCGGCGAAUCAAGCGCAGGAGAUUGAGGCCAGAGUGCAGCACGGUGCAAAGACGGCUCGCGAGACGAUCCCUCGGAUUCGGCAGUUGAUACAACAUCAGCUUUCGUACCAUGAUGUGAAGCGCGUCUUCUGGGAAAUGUGCAGCCCGGCACCGGAGAAUGAUGAAUAUCUCGUCGUCACGAUUUGCGAGAUUGUCGGGAAAAUGAACAAGGAGGAGAAAAUGAUUGCUGUUUCGGAUAUGACACAGCUCGUGAUGGAGGACUACGAAUAUCGAAUGGAAAAGGAGUUGCUGGUCGAUAAAAUCUUCAAGAAAGCCUGGGAGCGGGGGGAUAUUUCAGCAAACCUGUGCUUUGAGGGAUUGGCCAUUACUGGCGAUUUCACGAUGCAGACGCCGCUCAACUCGCAGAAAUAUGCCUGGAUACGGGACAAUCUCGAUGCGAUCGACUACAAGGGCGUUCGGACGCUUUUUGGAAAGCUGGUGAGGGCGACAGGGCGUCUUCCGCAGGUGCUUUCACCGGACCAACGUCGUAGUCUGGUGCCUGUCGAAGAAAUUCUACUCCAUAUCAUGGACCGUCGAAACAAUUGUCUGCCCUCGCUCUUUGUGAUGAGCGAAUUACAGCGGGAUACUUCCAAAUUCUUCGUGCUUCCGCGAUUGGCCGCCGCAGCGACCCGUUUCGAGAACAGCUACCGCCCAACAGCCGAAUUGACGCAAAUCACCGGAAGGCCAUUUCUGUUCCCUCUGCCCGGCCAUCCGAUGUACACCUACAGCGCGCCGGCGUGGCGAAUCACACCCGGUGAUACGCACAUUGCGCCCAGGGCCCAGCUACCCUCCCGAAUCGAAUUCUGCGAACCGCAAUCGUACACCGUGUAUGCCAUACGGAAACAGCCGCGCGUAUUCCGCGACCAGGUGAUGAUGUGCUUUCGAAUGGUGCGCUCGGAACACGGGAAUAAGGCCGAAUUCACGACAAUCAUCGCGAAACUCGUGCUGGACGCGCUGGCCGAGGCAGAGGCGUUGUCGCCCGAUGAGGAACUCCCGCGAUAUCAAUGGGAAAAUAUACACCAUAUCGUGGCCCAGGAGAUGCAGCUGCCCACACCGCAGAUUAGUACGCAGACUCUGCUGCAUAUUUUGGCCGGCGUCAUCAAGAAGUCCGGGUUUCGUAGAGGGCUCGGUGAGCUGAAGUGGCUUCUCCUCCAGAUUGCGACACUCUCGAAAAAUAUCGAGGAGUUGAUGGGGGAUGUGGUGAAGCUGUGGGAGGCGUGUCGAGACCCUGGGGAACCAGCAUUCACUGCAGCAUCCGAUCACCCAGCCCGCAUGGUGAAAUACCUGGCCGCUGCCUCAAUGUGGCUGUAUUUGGAAGGUCGAAAGAUUCCGGACUUCCAAAUGCCAGCAGAUGAUGAUCUCCAUCAACAACUUCGCUUCGUACGGCAGGAAUGGCCGCAGAAUGCAGGCGGUGCCGGUGGAGACGGACUGAUGGCCGUGUGUCUGAAUACGCAGCGAAAUGAAUCGCCGCUAUUCAAGGAAAUGUACCAUAAGUUCGUCACGGGCCCCGGGCAACCAGACACGCCGUUUCUGCUCAGCUACGGGCGGCAGGCGGUUGCAAAGCUCGAGCCAUGGUCCGUCGAAUUCUUCGAUUCGUUGACGCUGCGUGCAAAGACGCUGGCCACUUUCCAGUUUGUGCAGCUGUUCACCAGCCGGCAGCCACGACCCGAUCGAGUUCAAAGCCCCGCACUCGUUGCACCGCUGUACUUUGCGCUCGAGCAUCUUGUGAUCCGGAGCUGUUGGUGGGUGCCGUGGAACGAGACGAUGGCCGUCAUCGGGCGCAUCAUGUGCAAAAGUAACGUGUGGCAGCAUCUACUCGAGACCCACGGCUUCACCCACUUUUUUUUGCCGCCCUCCGGACCACCGCGGCCACCAGCUGAAGCGCUGCCCAUCUGCCCGGAAGCGGUGCGCCUGCUCCUCACCAAUUGGUUCCACGUCUUCAAAAUCUCAGCACACGGCGACAACAAGAGGAACCAAACUGGAGACCCGCCAGAAGAAAUCCUGAAGCAAUUCCUCUACAAGUAUCCCAUGCCAAAGUCUCAAUUCGCCGCAUUCCCACCAUUCAUUCAAGAGCUGAACGACACGCUGGAUAUGACGGCCUACAACGCGCAAAGCUACGAAGAGCACGGUCAGCUCGGCCACCGCGUCGGAGAGGACUUUAUAAGGCUCAACGUACCGGACGUCGAUGUCAUCAUUAAUUUCUAUCGCACCUGCAAGCAACAACCCAGCAUGAACUGGGGAAUAUUUCCACCAUGGAAAAUCAGCCUUUGCGUGGCCUUCAGAUGCUUCCAAUGCCCUCACGACCAGACGCGUCUUCACUGCUUCUCCGUGGUGCUAAUGGAGAUGAUGCCCAUGGAAUUGGUGCUCGCGGUGAAUACACUGGCUGAUUACGUCCUGUGGCUCAUCGCCAUCGAGGAACAAAAUCAGCAUGCUCUGGUGCAAGAGAUUGUGGAAAUUCUGGACCGAAUGUUGUGGCAAUAUCAUUUCUUCACGCUCGAUCGGCUGAUGCUCGCCUUGGCCGUGCAUCCCACGAGCGAUGAUGCCUCGAAAUGGGGCAUCUAUCUCCUGUGGCAGCUUCUGACAAUGCCAAACUUUCAAGAGCGGGCACGAUACUACGCCCACAGCAUGUCACCCUCUUUCCUCCCGAUCGGCCCCGACUUUUGCCAGAAGCUCGUGGAUUUUCAUAAGAGAUUUCCGGAGUUGACACAUCGGGAGAUGGCGCAGUGGGGGCAUGAAAGAAUGGUGCAGGGGUCAGCGAAUACGCACCCGCAAGUCAACCCACAGCUUCACAUGCCCCUUUACUACAGUUCCGUCAUCGAUCGGAUAUUGCCGGCAUGCGACUUCAUCCUGGGACGGGUGAUCGAGCUGGAUAAGCAGCUGCCAGAUGACGUGUUCACCGGAAUGCUGAACGUAUUGGCGCCGCUCUACAAGUUUCACCCAUAUCCCAUCACAUUCGUCUACAACACGCUGUUCUGCCUACACGACAUUGUCACACAGGACACGCGUGCUCGGCAACUUACCACGGCCAUUAUUCGAGAUCAACACCCGUUCACCGCAUCGUUCACCCAAUCGAACCACACGAAUGCCCCACUAUCGGUGAUCAUCCUCGAGCUGGCCCAGCGUUUCAGCGAUGCUACUGAAUUUGUGCUAAAACCCCCAGAGUUUGUGGCGCCCGACUGGAGAUUUGCCGAGUUUGCGCCCGGCGUGCACACCGUCACCCUGGCCUGUAUCGAGCUGAUGGCGUCCCCGCACAGCCCUGAGAAAAUCGUGCAGGGCAUGAUCUCGACACUGUGCACGAUGCAGCUGAAGCGUCCCCACCAGGUACUCAACGCGCUUUCCCAGUUUCUAAACGCGCUGCCGGCGGCGUAUGGGAUGCGCCUUGCCAACGAGGUGAUCGCCGUUCUCGAUGAGCUGAUUGCCGAUAAGAGUCCGGAGAGCCCCUCGCUGAGCCAAGUGGCGUUCAGUUAUUUCGAAGAAGACGCGAUUUUCAUGAAAUGCACAAAGUACACGGCCGUCAUCGCCCUUGCCCACGCCUACUGGUUCCAGUCGAAUCUGUCGCUCUUUCUGGACGUACUCGCCUAUUUCGAGAAGGAGGUCUUCCAAGAGGGGCGUAUCGAGAAGAUGGGCGAAAGAGAACUAUUCUUCAUGGUCCGAUUGCUAGUGCCCACUCUACAACGAUGCUACGACAUUCGGGAAAGGAGUGCACCCGAUCUCGAGCAGGGAUAUCGAUGGAAAGAUUGCAUGACGAUCAUCCAAUUCUACUAUCUAAUCGUUGGGGAAGUCUCCUCGCACAUUGAUCGCCCGUUGGAAUAUGAAGACGCGCUCUGCGAUCUCUUCUACCACUUCAAGUACCUCUACGUUGGCGACUACGUUAACACGGAGCCCGGUGUGGAUGCGACGUACUCAAAGAUGCAUUCGUCAAUGCGAGAAAAGCUGAGAUACAUCAUCCCGAGCGGAACGGAGGAAGAAGUGAUCGAUGAUUCGUCAGCUACGAUUCGAUUAGCUCCAAAGAUCUCGGUGGAUAUCACCCAACAACAGGGGGCCGGGCUCGGCUCA